Molecule: messenger RNA, 4394 nt
Organism: Choloepus didactylus (southern two-toed sloth)
Lineage: Eukaryota; Metazoa; Chordata; Mammalia; Pilosa; Megalonychidae
Gene: CCSAP
Product: centriole, cilia and spindle associated protein
Exons: 4
Coding region: 239-1051 (270 amino acids)
Biological process (GO): regulation of mitotic spindle assembly
Cellular component (GO): spindle; axon; cytoskeleton
Molecular function (GO): microtubule binding
Source: RefSeq, a predicted model, not a curated record
AGGCCGCGCUGAGCUGCUGCUCCCGCGCGCGUCGCGGGCCCUUGGGCUUGAAGGGCCGAGCCGAGGUGCCCGCGGGGACCGGGGGGGCACCGAGCCAGGCUGCUGCCGGCGCAGGAGGAAGGAGGUGGCGGCGGCGGUAGCUGCGCCGCAGCGGGGCCAGGGCGAGCGGGGUGCGUGGAGAAGGGGCCCCAGCGGCCGGGACGCCAGAGCGGCGUGCGGCGCGGCGCGGCCCGGGACCAUGUCCCCCGGGAGCAAGGUGAAGAGCGAGUACAUGAAGCGCUACAAGGACCCGCGGUGGGACAUGUACGGACCCUGCUACCGCGAGCUGCUGCACUACCGCCUGAGCCGCCGGCUGCUGGAGCAGGCGCACAACCCCUGGUUCUGGGAAGACUGGGGCCAGGCCAGCACCUCGGAUGACUCGUCGUCGUCGGGCGGCGGGGGCUCCCCGUGCCCCGCGCCCCAGGAAGCUCCGGCCUCGCCCCCGCCGCCCUCUCCGCCCAGGCCCGCGGCGCAGGAGAGGCGGGAGAGGCCGGAGAGCGGCGCGGCGCCAGAGCCGGAGGCCUUGGGGGGAGAGAUCCGGGACGCCGGCGCCGCGGAUUCCCCGGCAUUAUCAGUGAAAGAAGUAGAAGAAAAGCAUGAACAACAAAUUGAAACAAAAGAAACUGAUAAAUUACCCAACAGUACUGAACCUCGACAACAUCGAAGUGCCUUAUUUGCUAGAGGAAAUAGAAAAGCAGUCAAAAGUCCUCAAAGAUCAUCAAUUAAAAUAAAAGAAAACAAACAUCCAUUUGCUCUUUAUGGAUGGGGAGAAAAACAGACAGAUACAGGAAGCCAAAAAACUCAUAAUGUCUGUGCUUCUGCCCCUGUGCAUGAGAUUCAUGAGUCAGCAUUACGAGCCAAGACCAGAAGACAGGUGGAAAAAAGGAAACUAGUUGCUCAAAGGCAACGUGCUCACUCUGUGAAUGUGGAGAAAAAUAUAAAGGUUAAAUCUUCUUCCUCAGAUAAUCCAUGGAUGACAGAAUACAUGAGAUGCUAUUCAGCAAGAGCUUAAAGAAACAGUUGCUUGGACAUCCUCUUUUAAAAAGUGUAAAAGAAAAAAACAGAACAACCAUCAAAAGAAACUGGACAUGGGUUUAAGAAACCAACUGAUUAUGCAAGGUUUUUCUUAGGGAAUUUCCAAAUGAUUGUCAAAUAUUUUGAUGAAUCUUGGCCACCUACCUCAGCAGUAGGACAGACAGUUGAAGCCAUAGACAUUUGAAGUUAUUUAUGAAGAUGAUUCCCUAAAUCUUUGAUAUUCUUAUAAAGGUUUUGUUUUAAAGCAUCUUAAUCUUUUAAGAUACUGACACCAAAUGCCUUUAAAUGGCUAUGGAUGCUUAACAGAUUUAGUCUUGUUCUGAAUUAACUAUUCAAACUCCAUAGCUAAUAAGAUCAUUCCGUCUUGCAACAUAAGACUCAUUUUCUUUAUGUGCAGUUUUCUUAGUGAAAGAAUUAAUAUCAAAUCACAAAUGAGUUUCAACUGUAGUAUUCAGUCCAUGUAUAAUAAAAUGAGAACUUUGGUUGUUACUGAAAAAUUAAACUUACUUGUAUUUCAGUUUAGCAUCACUUCAUGUUGUAGACCAUGAUAUUUAAGGCUUAUCUGAGCUGAGUAAAGGUCAUCUUUUCUCUUUAAAUUAUCAUCCAGCCACUUAUUUAAUAGUUCAAAUACAUUCCAAUAAACAAAGUACCAGUGUAAUAUAUAUUUAGUGUAGAAGUGAAGUUUUUUUUUUAAGUCAAAGACUGUCACAUUAUUAUUACUAUUUUUUUUCCUAAAUAUUGCAAGAGUGUUUAGAAAACAUAAUGGGGAAUUAAAGCACUUACUGGAGUCUGGCUUCUUGGUGCACACCCACUAUAGACUUUUGCAUCUUGCAUAAUAAUUGGCAAUGACAUUUAGAACUUGCAGUUUGAAAAUUCAUUUAAUUUGUAAAUUGAGAUUAUCUGGCCCACUGAGGAUGCAGGAAGACCAGUAAGAUAUCAAUUAGAGCUGUUGCUCAUCUCCACUUUCUGUUUUCCUGUACCAAACUUAACAAUGAUCAAGUCUGGAUGAUGUAAAAUAUUCAUAAUUUUGGUUGAAAUACAUUACCAUUUGAUUCCUAGUCAGAAGAUCUCAUAUAUGGAAGUUAAUAUGAGAAUGGUGGUGUAUAUAUAAGCACAAAUGUAAGAAUUUAAGUGGAGUAUUCCUUGUCUUUAGUACAUUUGCUUUUUGGAUAGAAAAAUGGUUUUAAAAAAUAAUGGUUUUCAUCAAAGACUAAGGUCUUCUCUAUCUAGUAGAGAUGGAAUCUAUUAGGAGGGUGAGUAUAAAAAUUCUUUAUAAGAUAAGAAAGGUACCUUGCUUAAGCCAACUUAACAGCGCAAGCUGUGUGAAUGAAAAUUUUGUCCAAGACUGAGCAUUUCCUUGAUGUGUUUACUCUGGGUCUUUAAUGUACUAUAUUCAAUUAUUAGAAUUGGUUUUAUUCCACAUAAGUUCUUCACACACUGUACUAAGCUCUGAAAGAUCAUACUAAAGAAUCGUAAGCGUUUUGUUUAUAAAAUUUUUACUCUAUUUGCAUAGUUUUGAGGUGAAUUCUUGUACAUGGAGAGUUCUCCUGAUCAUUGAGGUGUGAGGAAAUCUUAAUUCUACAUGUGGUCCAAAACAACCUCGCUAGUAAUUUUGGUAAAUUUUGGUGUUACUAUUUUAAACACUGCAGGUACCAAAAGAUCAAAUUAAAAUGCAAUGUGCAAUGGUGUAGCUGACUGUGAAAACUGUUGCUUUUAAAACCACUUCUUGCAUGUUAGGUUUUAGCCAACAAGCUCAAGCUUUUCAUGUUGCAUCUGACAAUCUUAGGAUAGAUGGCCUCAAGGAGUAAUUCAGACUCCACAUUGAUGGGCUGCCUUAGAAACCUGAUUUUCUCUUGGGCUUUGAACAAGCUGGUCUUUCUCUAGUUUAAAAAACAAGACUCAUGUGCUUACUACUGAAAACUCCAGAUACUGAUAAGACCUAGAAGGCAAAUACUGACAUUUGUUCCCCAUUCUUUUUAAGUAGAGGACAAAUGAACAAGAUUUUUAAAGUACUUUUGAGGUGCAUGAGUAACAAAUGAAGCAAUAUGAAUUAACUGUGAGUCCCCUUCCAAUGUCUAAGUCCUUUUGAACCUAUAAAAACUUUUUAAGUUGUAAUAAUUCUAUGGUCCUACUUUCUUCUUUACAUCCUAGAAACUAAUGUGUUUAUAAUCAUGUUCUUAAUUCUUGGGACAAAUUGCAAGACAGUGAGAUAGCUAAAAUGAUCUUUCAUGUUGAAAAGUUUCAAACUGAGAAUACAAUGAUAUUUAAAGUAUAGAAUAAAAUAAUUGCUAUAUAAGACUCUUUAACAUUUUGGUUUUGAGUUCUUAAUUAAAAGAAUUCCCAUAAACAUGCCUUUGUUUAUUAUUUUUCUUUUAACAUGGCAAGCAACAGUAAAAUUCUGAAGUAAUAACUUCUAGCCUUCUGUUGGACUGAAGUCAAUCAGAAGUAAAUAGGAGUCUAUCCUUUUUCUCUUUUAAAACCUAAAAGACUGCUCUUAUUUAGGAGGUGUCAAAAUACUUGGAAUCUUGAAAUACAUGUAUCCUUCCUUUCCCCCAUAAAAUUUCUAAGCACAUUUAUACAUUUUUAAAGUUUACUGAAAGGUCAUCAGGCCUAUCUCAGCUAACCAAAUUUCAAGAGAGCAAGCAAAGUGGCUACUGAGUUACUGAUGUCAUAAUUUUCAAAAAAGCAUUCUGCACAUUUUUCAGGUUUUAAAAACAUUAUAACUAUAUUUCUGUGCCCCUUCAGGUAUACAUUUCCUGAAUGAGUAUGUACUGGAAGCAAAGUCACAUUUCUUUUCUUCAGUAAAAAAUGUAAUUUAAUGGACAGUUUUGUAUUUCACUAAACUGGAUAUAAAAUAGUGCUUAGAAUAUUUAUAUAGCCUGAUUCUACAGUGUGUACAAUAGGAUGAAUAGGGAGUUAUUCAGUGUAAGGGUAUGCUUAAUACCAAACCCUAUACAAGGAACUAUGUUUAAAUUUUUGGUCCAAAUUAGGCCCUUCAAAGGCCUGCCUAGUGUGAGAUGGAAAAAAAACUCAAUACUUUUUUCCAUUCUGAAAUUCAGGACACCUGAAUGAAGACAUUAGAGGGAUCUUUUUGGAUUUAUUAGCAAAACUGUAUAGACUGAAAAAUCUUGCAUUGUUAAUGUUUGUUUUGAGCACUGCAUUCACUUUAAAAUUCUGAAGGAAUAAAAGCUUGCCACAUAUACUCACAAAGCUCUGACAAUGAGAAUUUUGAGUUGUAUUUUCUAACAAAUAUGUAUUGUUUUUAGAUUACUUAGUAUUGCAUUUGCUUAAAAAUAUGAAUAAAGUUAAUAUUAUAGGUU